UCCAGCUGUAUUCCUGCGGAGCCCCCAGUCAGCUCUGCCAUUAGGAACGCGUAUUGUUCUUUUUACCCUAAAAUAGCUGGAGCCUGUGAAGACAUCAUAAGUGGUAGAUAUGUUUAUGGGGAUUCUGGUUCCUUGAGAAGAAGCGAGAGUCUCAAUGCAAGGUUCAAUGCUUACUUAAAAGCGGGAUUUAUAUCUGAAGGAUGCCAAUUUUCCAUCAAGGGAUUGGCCUGUCGCUAUUUGUUUCCAUUGUGUGAUACCUCUCUAAACAAGCCUCGUGCUCAGGGGAUUUGUCGUAAGACUUGUCGGUUUGUGAUCCAUGGAAAGUACUGCGCAAAAGAGUUAGAUGUCCUGAGAACAAUUGCGAAAAAAGAUCCUGUUUUUAUCGAAAAUCUAAUCAACUGCACUAUAUACCCCGCUGCCAAUGGAGGAGAGGCAUCAGAAUGCUACCAACACCCUGCAUUACCAGGUGAUUACUUGUAAUAUUUCCUGUGGCUUCAGCCCCCAGUUGUUCAAAAAGUUGAUAACGCUAUCGUACAAUUGUUUUCUUUAAUACUUAUGGGUCAUUAUACGUUUCUGGGAAACUGCCCACCUACCCCUCCUCUAAGCUAACAUUAACACUUACUUCUCACUUAGGGCAAAAUGUUGGCUUAGGGGAGGAGUAGGUGGGCAGUUUUCCAGAAACUUCAACUGGACAGGGAUUUAUCAGGUGGAUAGCGCCAUCAAGCUUUUGAACAACUGGGGCCUGGUUUAUAUUUUUUUUAGAAAAAGAAAGAGUCUUAACGUAAAGUUCUUCUCUUUUUCUUUUUUAAAGGUGACAAAACCAGAAGUACAGGUUUGUGAAUCUUUUCUUAGCAUGCUUCUAAAGCACUAGCCUGACUGAUCUCUUGUCUAACGAGGGACUGACACUCGAAAUGUCAGUUUUUGAAUUUUCUUACUGCGUCAAAAGAGGCACUUGCUAAGUACAAUAUGCAAUCCUUAGAUUGCUACCAUGGCAUUGGCGUUGGAUAUCGCGGUAAAGUGAAUAUAACUCGUUCAGGCCGUUCUUGUCAGCGGUGGAUUUCUCAAUGCCCUCAUCGUCAUCUGCGGAUUCCUGAAGAUGUUGUUGAUGGUCAGAAUGACUCCAACAUGUGUCGUAACCCAGAUGCUAGUGCCCCGGAUGGACCUUGGUGCUAUACCACUGACCCUAAGGUUCGAUGGGAGUACUGCAACAUAUCCCGCUGCCCACCAAGAGGUACUUUUUAGGUUUUGUUUUUGCAAAAUCUUACAGCUUAAGAAAGCGCAGUUCAAUGUGCAUGCUGUCAAAGAGGUACAUUUGAUUAGUUACACCAAAAGAUAUACUUUGCCAGUAGACUGAUGAGUAAAGUAUAAUUAUUUUCCUUCUUCGUUGGUUUACUCAUUAUGUUUUUUUGUUUCUCUUCUGUUUGUUAAUUUCCCUUCUUCUUCCUUCCUCCCCCUCCCUCUUUCUCUCCAUUCCUUCCUUCCUUUCUCUGUUCCCCCUCCUUGCAUUCCCCUCUUCCUUUCCUCCCUCCCUCCUUCCUUCCUCCAUUCCUAUCUCCCCCUUUCCUCUUACCUUCCUUCUUCCUUCGUUCCCUCCUUUCUUCCUUCUUUCCUCUGUCCCCCCCCUCCCUGCCUUCCCCUCUUCCUUUCCUCCCUCCCUCCUUCCUUCACCCUUCGUUCCCCCCUUUCCUUCCUCCACUCCUUUCUCCCCCUCUUCCCUUCCCUUUUCCUUUGCUCGCUCCUUCCUUCCUCUGUCCCCCCUCCCUGUAUUCCCCUCCUUCUUUCCUCCCUCCUUCCUUCCUUGAUCCUUCGUUCCCUUCUUCCUUCCUCCAUUCCUUUCUCCCCUUCUUUCUUCCCUCCUUUCUUCCUCCCCCCUUCCUUCCUCCCUCCCUCCCUUCCUUUCUUCCUUCCUUCCUCUGUCCCCCGUCCCUGUAUUCCCCUCUUCCUUUCCUACCUCCCUCCUUCCUUCCCUCGUUUCUUCUUUCCUUCUUCCCUCCUCCUUUCCUCCUUCCCUUCCUCCCUCCCUUUUUAUCUCAUUUUUGUGCAAUUGAGUGUUUGCGAAAAUUUCCAUUCACCAGUUCCAUCUGACGGCCCGAGUUUCGUAAGAGGAUAUCCUCUCAACUCAACUGCAAUUCACAUAUCCUGGGAACGUAUCCCUCCACUCCCUUACAAUGAAAAGCUCCUGGGAUACCGCAUAAGAUACAGACGCCGUGGAUCCCAGUUAUAUACUGAAAAGAAUGUUACUAGUAACAGCACAGAAGUUGUGAUCAGCAGACUUGACUUCCGCACUUCGUAUGAAAUUAAAGUAAAUGGCUUUAACGAAGCUGGUCACGGACCACCUGGAAACCUCACUACUGUACAAACCUUGCAAAACGGUUAGUAAAUGCAACCCCACUCUGCACUCUUCCAUUAAUUGUUCUGUAAUUAAUUUUAAUUAUUAGUUAUCGCAAUAUUCUUGAAGUAGAGGGAUGGGUGUAGCCCAAUUAUAUAUAGUGCCAUUGUACACUCUGUAAACGUUGAUGAUAUUAAGUUUUUAAAGUGAAUGACCUAAUUAGCACGUAGUGUCUCUGGAGAGGUGCUUUUCAAUUUUUAGUGAUAAAGAACAUCGGAGAGUGGCUCUGACAUCGCAUACAUGCUUUCAUUAGCUUCGCUUCUGACCAUAGGGUAAAAUAUGUUGCAGUUCCAUUUUUAAGACUGAAUAAUUUUUCUGUCUUUUCAGGUAACAUUGUGGUUGAUUUAAACUUUGAGCUUGUGAUCAACACUUGCUUUCAUAAGGAUCUACUUAAUAGAAAUAGCGAAAAGUUCAUAGUGAUGGAAAGGAAUAUUAUCGCGAAGGUAAGCAAGGGUUAUUUGGCAGUUGAUUUGCGAUUUCGCCAUCGUUUAGCCUAGUUUUAGGUGCGCUUUUAUGAACACUUAACUGCCUUGCGCCCAUCCUUGUUUUUGGUUUGAUAAAAAUAAUAAGACUACUGUUGCGUUGCAGAUUAAUAUCCGGUUCACUGGAUCCUCUUUAUUCAAGAUUUACGAAGUCAGAGUUUUGAGCUUCAGGUAGUAUCGCUCUCAGUCUUAAGAGGCAACAUGUUGCUGGUUCUAAAGGUUCACCGCAGCCAAAAGCUUUUUGUGGGGUCAUUCAUGAGCUCUUCUUUUUUAGUUUAACUUCACGUCAUCUUCGGACGAAGACGAAGAAAACUUCCUUAGCACCGUGUCAUAUAUUGGAAAUGUUUGGCUAGAAAUUUUAAUGGUGGCAACUAUUGCCAAAGACUUGGAUUUUGAAAAGUGGCUCGGCCUGAGCGAAAAAUUGUUUAACUAACAGAAAUCUGUCACUGUCCUGUGCACAUACGAAUGGGCGUGUUUGGGUUAUGUCAUGUUCUCUGUGACCGAACUAGUCUUACCAAGACCGAAACGGGAUUAAUUAUGAACGUCAUCUACUAGUUACGAUUAAUUGUUGUUUUUGUUUUUGUUUCGUAUUUAUCAAUUUUCUCUUCUGAAUUACCAGUAGUGGAAGCGUAAACGCCCAGAUGUUGGCUUUAGCCAUAGUAAAUGAAAAUACUUCAAAAGCUGAGGCUUUGACUCAUUUUAUAGAAGGAUUUAAUACCUGGUUUAAAGACAGUUUGCGUAUCUCCGCUCUUAUUGUUGCAGGUAAGUUACUUCAUUGA
Molecule: messenger RNA, 3650 nt
Organism: Porites lobata
Lineage: Eukaryota; Metazoa; Cnidaria; Anthozoa; Scleractinia; Poritidae
Source: the annotation of a GenBank genome assembly